AUGCUUGCAAGUCUCUGGAACCCGAUUCGCUCCUCGACCUUCGCGGAAACUCGAGCUACAAACAUACGUCUGUUUUCUAGUGGACGCAUAGAUCAUAACCGGACUCUCGUGAAAUACCAUACGGAUCCGGAGUUUCGCAGACGGUACUUAGACCAUAACGCUGAAUACCGCAAAGAGCGUCGACUUAGAGAUCCGGAGUACCAUAAGAAGGCGAAUGCUCAAUCAAAGAAGUGUGUGUCACAAAACAGGAACAACGAAGACUUUCGCAGACGUGAAACACUGUUGGAUUGGAUCAAGAGAUCAAAGUCGGCUCAGACAGAUUUACCAUGGAAAUCUUACCGCCCAGAACUAUAUCCUGAGCGUAUCACACAUCUAUGCACAGGUUGCAAUGUGCGAGAUUAUCGGGCUAGGUUGUGGUGGUGUAGCACGUCUGAUUCGGCAAAGUAUCUUUGCUCGCGAUGCUGGGCGAAAUUGAAUUGGAAUGAAGCGUGCCCUGAGCAUUUUGAGGAUGCCAAAAGCUGGAAAGAAUUUACAGCUCUUGCGAAAGAGUUAGGCACAGCCAAACCAUAG
Messenger RNA from Aureobasidium melanogenum CBS 110374, 570 nucleotides. RefSeq lists its product as uncharacterized. Bases 1 to 570 code for a protein of 189 amino acids. Lineage: Eukaryota; Fungi; Ascomycota; Dothideomycetes; Dothideales; Saccotheciaceae. The transcript has a single exon. The record is from RefSeq and is a predicted model, not a curated record.